Molecule: messenger RNA, 4538 nt
Organism: Anoplopoma fimbria (sablefish)
Lineage: Eukaryota; Metazoa; Chordata; Actinopteri; Perciformes; Anoplopomatidae
Gene: fzd1
Product: frizzled class receptor 1
Exons: 2
Coding region: 211-1848 (545 amino acids)
Biological process (GO): non-canonical Wnt signaling pathway; canonical Wnt signaling pathway
Cellular component (GO): plasma membrane
Molecular function (GO): Wnt-protein binding; Wnt receptor activity
Source: RefSeq, a predicted model, not a curated record
GUCGGGCAGACCGAGGACUGGAACAACAGACUCGUUCCUGCGGGAGGAAGCCGGAGGGAAGGUGAGAUUCUGCUGGGAGAAGCUGAUCUUAAGCCCGCAAAGAAACGCCAACAAAGAGCGUUCAAGGAAGUAGGCUGCUGCUCGGUGACGGUACCGUGAGUUAAGUAACAAAAUAGAAAGUAGGCUACGGCGGCGGACGCGUUCUCCACCAUGGCUUUGACUUUUCUGUUUUCUAUUCUGUUUCUGAACGUGGGGAUUUUCCGAGUAAACGGGCAGUACGGCGGCGGGGACCGAGGAAUGUCUAUACCGGAGCACGGCUUCUGCCAGCCGAUCUCCAUUCCGCUGUGCACGGACAUCGCGUACAACGAGACCAUCAUGCCGAACCUGCUCGGUCACACGAACCAGGAGGACGCCGGGCUGGAGGUCCACCAGUUCUACCCGCUGGUCAAAGUCCAGUGCUCCCCGGAUUUAAAGUUCUUCCUCUGCUCCAUGUACGCGCCCGUGUGCACGGUGCUGGAGCAGGCGCUGCCCCCGUGCCGCUCUCUGUGCGAGCGCGCGCGGCAGGGCUGCGAGGCGCUCAUGAACAAGUUCGGCUUCCAGUGGCCCGACAGCCUCGCGUGCGAGACCUUCCCGGUCCACGGCGCCGGGGAGCUGUGCGUGGGGCAGAACAUGUCGGACCGCGCCGAGCCGGACGGCCCCGGUCCCGGCCAGUACCCAACCGUGCGAAGCGAGCACCCGAGCGGCCACUUCAGGUGCCCGCAGUCGCUCAUAGUGCCCUCCUACCUGAACUACCGCUUCCUCGGGCUGGAGGACUGCGGCGCUCCCUGCGAGCCCAAGAGAUCUCACGGGAUGAUGUACUUCAGCGAGGAGGAGCUGAAGUUCUCGCGGAUAUGGAUCGGCAUCUGGUCGGUGCUGUGCUGUGCCUCCACGCUGUUCACCGUGCUGACCUACCUGGUGGACAUGAAGCGCUUCAGCUACCCCGAGCGGCCCAUCGUCUUCCUUUCGGGCUGCUACACCAUGGUGUCCAUCGCCUACAUCGCCGGGUUUCUCCUGGAGGACAAGGUGGUUUGCAACGACAGGUUUGACAACGACAUGAGGACCGUGGUGCAGGGCACCAAGAAGGAGGGCUGCACCAUCCUCUUCAUGAUGCUGUACUUCUUCAGCAUGGCCAGCUCCAUCUGGUGGGUCAUCCUGGCUCUCACCUGGUUCCUGGCGGCGGGUAUGAAGUGGGGCCACGAGGCCAUCGAGGCAAACUCGCAGUACUUCCACCUGGCGGCCUGGGCCGUGCCGGCCAUCAAGACCAUCACCAUCCUGGCCGUGGGGCAGGUGGACGGGGACGUGCUGAGCGGGGUUUGCUUCGUGGGCAUCAACAGCGUGGACGCGCUGCGGGGCUUUGUCCUGGCGCCGCUCUUCGUCUACCUGUUCAUCGGAACCUCCUUCCUCCUGGCGGGCUUCGUGUCCCUGUUUCGCAUCCGCACCAUCAUGAAGCAUGACGGCACCAAGACGGAGAAGCUGGAGAAGCUGAUGGUGCGGAUAGGGAUCUUCAGCGUUCUGUACACCGUGCCGGCCACCAUCGUCAUUGCCUGCUACUUCUACGAGCAGGCCUUCCGGGAGCAGUGGGAGAGGACGUGGAUCAGCCAGAUGUGCAAGACGUACGCCGUGCAGUGUCCCGUCCAGAGCCACCCCAACAUGAGUCCCGACUUCACCGUCUUUAUGAUAAAGUAUCUCAUGACGCUGAUCGUGGGCAUCACCUCCGGCUUCUGGAUCUGGUCCGGGAAGACCCUCAACUCGUGGCGGAGGUUUUACACGAGACUGGCCAACAGUAAACAGGGCGAGACCACGGUGUGAUGUGGUCUAACCCCGUCCCUCACACAGACUGCUUCGGGACAAACUGAAUGAUAAUCCACAUUAUUUUCUCGUGAUUUUUCUCGGACUUACAGAAAAUACUUGGUAUGGUUUUUUUUUAAUGUACAUAUACAUUUGUGAGAUUUUUGUAAGUAUAUAUUUGUAUUUAAAGAUUUUUUAAAACAUUUUUUUUUUUUUAAACACCUUUUUUCAUACUAUGGACAUAAUGGAAUUGUACUCACAAAGAGCCAGCUGACCCUCAGUGGUCCUGAGGUCCCAUGACCUGACUUACUGUGGACCCCGCUGGGAGUAGUUCACAUGGAGUGCUUGUGUCUUUGAUCAGUGGACUGCCUGUGAGAGCCGGGUCUAUUCUAAGCAGAGUCCCGUGAAACCCAAGUGCUUCCUCGUGGCUCCCCGUUAUCCCGAUUAACCCAGUGUAGUUUGUGUCGGUCGGUCUGAGGGGAAAUGCGGGACCAGAAUCCGUUGUGAAUGUGAGUCUUUGUGACAGAUGCUUGUGGUCUGUAGCUCGGGCCCCCGACAGUUCUAUCAUUCCUUUCCAAAUAAAGCACACACCGUUAUGCCAGGCUAGAGGACCACAGCGGUGUUUCUGCAUGUUUUAGUUCUGUGUGUCUUUUUACCAUAGGACCUCCUCUCAGGCAAUACUCUAAUUCUAAGAAAGUUUUUUUUUAAGAGAGCUCCAGUUGGUAAAUCUUCUUACAGACUUUUAAAAACUGCUUAAAGGGACAGUUCACCCAGAAAUCAAAAAUGCAUGUUUUACCAGCUGUUGAAAUGUCUCCAAUAUAAAACGGUCAAUAUCUCCAACCCUCUGCAUCUCAGACCCAAACAAUCUGGAAAGAUUAAUAGUGCUACAGGUAAGAGGGAAAAUACGUAGUUUUGAUCAUGGGGUCAACUGUCCCUUUUAAUUGUGCUAGCUAGUUACUGCUGCAUAAUGCAGAGUGAAGUGUGGAUCCAUUCCCGGCACAAUAAGACACCACGAUUACACACCUCUGACCAAAAUGAGAGCGCGUUAGAUGUUCGCUGAUGAAUUAACGGGCCGGUUCCAAGAACCUGGUUGGAAGGAAAAACACAUGAAAACAUAUGAAGUGGUUUUGGUGUUAAAUGGCCAGCUGUAUUGUAAGAGUAUAUGUACUACAAGGGUCUUAAACAUGCACAAAUACCGGUGUGUUCCUUUUUUUCAGAAAGUUAUUAAUAUGCAUUUGUGGUCAGUGAACUUGAAAUGAAACAAUCCGCCUGCAGUUGGAAUGCGAGUCAUUAAAAUACACAGCUGGAAGACAUGCAAAUCAAGUGUGUGUUCAAGCACAUGUUUCUGCAUACAGUGCCAUGUCAAUCAUUGGACAUCCUUUGGACUUUACAGUUUAUUUAGCCACCCAAUAAUCUUCCCUUAUUUUUCUAUUACAUGAAAGCAAUGAGAACAUUAGAUUUUUUUUUCACGCAAUCAGUUCAACUAAAUGAAAGGCCGUGUGAAAGUGGCUGCACCCUGUGUGUCACCAGAGAGGAGCAAAGACGAUGAGUUAUCCGUAAGAUGUUUGAAAGGAAAUGAACCAGAAACUAUAUUGAUAAUUGAGUCUUCACUUCAGUAACUCUGUCUGUUUUCUGACAUUAUUAAAGAAAAACAUGGUGUGAUUAAGUCUGUCAGUGAGGAACAUUUGCUCCAACCUUCACAUCUUCCUCUGCUCAGAUCUUGAUGUUUAGGUUGCAGCGGCAGGUUUUUUCUUUAAACAUGAUUUAGAGCUGUUUUCAUUUUUGACUUUUAAUGCCAGCAAAAACAAACUUCAGCAGGAUUUGAAUGCCCUCAGGGCGUAGCACGGGUUCACUUUUAGAGAGUGUGAGCAUAUUGUGGAAUGUGAAGCUUACGGACAGCUUCGUGGUCGAGCUAGUCCUGGUUCAGAGGAAACAUCGAGGCUCAUGGUACCUUUCUUUAUCUGAGGGUACGCAAGACUGAGUUGAGGUGAUAAUGUCAGAUAAUGAACAGUGAAUGCUACCGAUGUGUUUUAAUUCUGGUUAUCUUUUUAUUAAAGCCCGAUGGCACAAGGGAUAUAACUUUAAAAACCAAUAUUUUAUAAUUACUGCAACAUUAAUAGAAUCAUCAGAACACAUUGUACAAGUGCUGAAGGGGUGUCCAAACUUCCACACGGCACUGUAAACAGGCUCAUCUCUACAGUUGAUAGUGGAGGCUGUCUGUCUUGCACAUAUCAUACAUGUUUGUAACAAAGCCUAUUUUUGAUUCAUUUGUACAGGCACAUUUUUUAAAAUUUCUUUUUUACUUUUUUGAACCUGGAGCUUGGAUGUCUCCGUUAUUGUUGAGAGGAGACUUGAGGGUUGAUCCUGCGGAGUAAUGUGAUGGUGGUGAGCGUAGUAGCUCACCAGGCCAGCAGCUCGCAUGUCUUCGGCUGCAGGAGAAAGGAGGCCUUGUGAGGAGGCGUCGAGCGGCUGCUGUCAGUGCGGCCCGGCUCACGCACACAUCAGGACUUCUGUCAAACGCUCCUCCACGCUGUGCUUCCGGUUCAUAAUAAUCCUUUCAUUGGGCUGACAGCCUCUACAAUAGUUCGCAGCUUUGAAGUCAUUUCCUUUUGCAUUUGCUAUGAAGAGAACCUUUAUAUUUAUAGAAAAAAAAUCUUAUAUAUACACUACAUUGAUUGCUUUAUGAGAAUAAAAACAAUCUCACCAUUACA